Messenger RNA from Suhomyces tanzawaensis NRRL Y-17324, 2193 nucleotides. It is a transcript of the gene TOP1, whose product is annotated as DNA topoisomerase 1. The record is from RefSeq and is a predicted model, not a curated record. Lineage: Eukaryota; Fungi; Ascomycota; Pichiomycetes; Serinales; Debaryomycetaceae. Bases 1 to 2193 code for a protein of 730 amino acids. Gene Ontology annotation, cellular component: nucleolus; chromosome. Gene Ontology annotation, molecular function: DNA binding; DNA topoisomerase type I (single strand cut, ATP-independent) activity. Gene Ontology annotation, biological process: chromosome segregation; DNA replication; DNA topological change. The transcript has a single exon.
AUGGACAUUGAUGAGGACGAUGAGGACGACAUUGUAAUCACCAAGAGAAAGAGAACUUCCAACGGGACCGCAGCUGGCUCCAAGCGAGCCAAGAAGGUUAAGGAGGAGCCCAAAAGCGCUCGAGUGCCCAAGACUCCGAAAACUCCGAAAAGUGCCGCUGUUUCCAAGGCCCCAAAAACCCCAAAGACUCCAAAGACCCCAAAGACUCCAAAGGCCGCUAAAACUCCCUCUGACAAGGUGAAAGAAGAGACACCAAAGGAGGAGACUCCGGACGACAUGGGGUACAAGUGGUGGGAGGCUGAGGAGAACGAUGGCGAGCAAAAGUGGGAAACUCUCGACCACAACGGAGUGAUAUUCCCUCCGGAAUACGAGCCAUUGCCCCUGCAUGUCAAGCUCUUCUACAACGGAAAACCUGUGAAUUUGCCUAAGGAGGCAGAGGAAGUGGCAGGUUUCUUCGGUGCCAUGCUUGAAACGGAACAUGCCAAAAAUCCAGUUUUCCAGGCCAAUUUCUUCGCCGAUUUCUUACAAGUGUUGAAGGAAUGUGGAGGAUGCGGCGUGGAAAUCAAGGAGUUUUCCAAGUGUGACUUCACCAAGAUGUAUGCCCACUUCGAGUUGUUGCGUGAGGAAAAGAAGAACAUGACCAAGGACGAAAAGAAGAGGCUCAAGGCCGAAAAGGAAGCGUUCGAAGAACCCUACAAGACUUGUUUGUUGAAUGGCCGUAAAGAGUUGGUGGGAAACUUCAGAAUCGAACCUCCAGGCUUGUUCAGAGGUAGAGGUGCCCACCCUAAGACAGGUAAAUUGAAAAGAAGAGUUCCUCCAGAGAGCGUUACUCUCAACUUGGGACAGGGAGCCAAAAUCCCAGACCCACCACCAGGACAUCAGUGGGGCGAAAUUAGACACGAUAACACCGUCACCUGGUUGGCCAUGUGGAAGGAGAAUAUUGCUGAUUCGUUCAAGUACGUCAGAUUUGCUGCCAGUUCAUCGAUCAAGGGUCAAUCUGACUUCAAGAAGUUUGAAACCGCCAGGAACUUGCGUAACCACAUCGAGGAGAUUAGAAAGGACUACACCAAGUUGUUGAAGAGUGACAUCAUGCAAAAUAGACAGAUGGCCACGGCCACCUACCUCAUUGAUAUAUUUGCCUUGAGAGCUGGUGGUGAAAAGGGAGACGACGAGGCGGACACUGUUGGUUGUUGUUCGUUGAGAUACGAGCACAUCACCUUGAAACCCCCAAACAAGGUCAUUUUUGAUUUCUUGGGUAAGGACUCUAUUAGAUUCUACCAGGAAGUGGAAGUGGAUCACCAGGUGUUUAAGAAUCUUCGUAUCUUCAAAAAGGACCCCAAACAGCCUGGUGACGACUUGUUUGACAGAAUCACUCCCUCGUUGUUGAACAGACAAUUUCAAAACUAUAUGAAGGGUUUGACUGCGAAGGUCUUCCGUACCUACAAUGCAUCCAAAACCAUGCAGGAUCAGAUUGACUUGAUACCCAACGAAGGUACAGUGGCUGAGAAAGUGGUCAAGUUCAAUGCUGCCAAUAGAACCGUGGCUAUCUUGUGUAAUCACCAGCGUACGGUCAGCAGAACACACAACACCUCAGUCCAGAAAAUCAACGAUAAGUUGAAGGAGUUGAUUUGGAAUAAAAUCCGUCUCAAGAAAAUGAUCCUUGAAUUGGAGCCUAAGUUGAAGAAAAAGGACCCAAAGUAUUUCAACGAGCUUGAUGACUUAAGCAAGGAGGACGAGGCGCAUAUCCAUAAAAUCAUCAUUGAAAGACAAAAAGAACAAGCCUUCAAGAAGUUGCAGAGAGACAACGAGAAAUUAAAGGCGGAGAAGAUGCCGUUACUCUCGGAAGACUCGAUAAAGGAGAAGCUUGAGAAGAUAGACGAAUUGAAGGAAGAGUACGCCCUCGAAUUGAAAACAGGAAAGCCUGAAAUCAAGAAGAGUACCACUGUGGAGAAAUUGAAGCAGCAGAUCGAAACCAUUGCUAACAGAAUUUCCACCACCACCUUCCAAUUGAAGGACAAGGAGGACAACUCCGAGGUGUCAUUGGGUACUUCCAAGAUGAACUAUAUUGAUCCCAGACUUACCGUGAUGUUUUCAAAGAAGUUUGACGUGCCCAUAGAAAAGCUUUUCACUAAGACUUUGAGAGAAAAGUUCAAGUGGGCCAUUGAAAGCACCGAUGCAGACUGGAGGUUUUGA